GUUUUUCACAUCACCAAACAACUUCAUUACAACAACAGCACAAAAUGGCUGGUAAUAAGCUUAAUGUAGUACCACUCUUUCAAGUGAUGACAGUAGUGGUGGUGUGUAUGUUGGCCGAGGCUCCUGGUCGAGCAGAAGCUGCGACCAACAUAACAUGCGAGCAGGUGACAAACUGGCUGACACCGUGCAUAAGCUACGGUGUGUUCGGGGGAACAGUUUCCCCCGAGUGCUGCCAAGGGAUUAAAGAUCUAAUUGCUGCCAAGAGAACAAAAGAUGACAUGAGGGCAUCUUGUAGUUGCAUCCAGAAAGGUGCAGCUAUGAUCCCCGGGAUCGAUUAUGAUCGGAUUAACAAUAUUCCUACUUUAUGUGGCACUUCUUGUCAUUACAAAGUCUAUCCUUCCACCGAUUGCUCUAAGGUGGUUUGAUGAAUUAGCUUGCAUUAAUAUCAUAUCUGGGAGAUAGAGUUAUCAGCUCAAAUCUAGUCUUUUUAUGAAUAAGAAAUCAGAAAGUUGUAGAAUUAUUGUACAUGAAGUGCAAUGAUAAUUUGUGGUUUGAAUUCCAAAUAAUUAAUACUAAAGUUGUUAUCA
Molecule: messenger RNA, 587 nt
Organism: Cannabis sativa
Lineage: Eukaryota; Viridiplantae; Streptophyta; Magnoliopsida; Rosales; Cannabaceae
Product: non-specific lipid-transfer protein 1-like
Exons: 2
Coding region: 45-425 (126 amino acids)
Biological process (GO): lipid transport
Cellular component (GO): membrane
Molecular function (GO): lipid binding
Source: RefSeq, a predicted model, not a curated record